AUGCAAGACCAUCUAUACACGCAAGAAGUUCACAGACCAUCUAUAUGCUGCUUUAUAAAGCAAAGAGAACAGACAGGGAAAGUUGAAGAAGCUUUUGCUAAGCAAGAAAAAAGAUUUAAAGAGCAGACAGUAAGGUGGCGAACUAUUUUAACUAAAGUGGCUAACAUCAAGGGAUGGGACUCAAAUAACAGGCAUGAAUCAGAAUUUAUUGGAGACAUCGGAAAACUGCAUUGCAAAAUAGACAUAAGGGAUGAUAAAGAUGAUUGUGUUCGCAUUAUAGGGAUUUGUGGUUUGUGCGGAAUUGGUAAAACAACUCUUGCAAGAUUUGUUUAUACCCCAAUUUCAAGUCAUUUUGAAGGCAAAUGCAUUUUUGCAGAUGUUCGGGAAGUGGCGGAGAAAGAUGGACUUGUUUGUUUACAAAAGCAGCUUCUUUGUCAGAUUUUGUUGGAGGAAGGUUUUAAUUUUUUUGAUGUUAAUGAAGGAAAUGACAUAAUAAGUUGUAGGUUAUCUCAUAACAAGGUUCUUAUUGUUCUUGAUGAUGUGGAUAACUUCCAACACUUAAAAUGUUUGGUUGGAAAGCGUGCUUCGUUUGGUUUAGGAAGCAGAAUCAUUAUAACAACAAGAUAUGAGCAUUUGCUGCAAGCCUAUGGAGUGGAUGAUGUGUAUAAGCCGACGACAUUGAAUGCCAACGAAGCACUUCACCUUUUCAGUUUGAAAGCUUUGGAAAGUGAUACACCCGAAAACGAUUUGCUCGAGCUUUCAAAACGUGUUGUAGAAUAUGCAGAUGGCCUUCCAUUAGCGCUUGAAGUUUUUGGUUCCUUUCUUGCUGGGAGAGAUGUUUCUCAAUGGAGAAGUGCAAUAGAAAGACUUGAAAAUGAUUCUAAGAAAGAAAUUCUAGACAGACUUCAAAUAAGCUUUGAUGGAUUAGAAGAAAUGGAGAUGAACAUAUUUUUAAAUACUGCUUGCCCCUUCAAAGGGGAGGACAAAGAUUUGGUAACAAAAAUUCUGGUCGGUUGA
Messenger RNA from Durio zibethinus, 1017 nucleotides. NCBI's taxonomy places the organism in Eukaryota, Viridiplantae, Streptophyta, Magnoliopsida, Malvales, Malvaceae. The record is from RefSeq and is a predicted model, not a curated record.